AUGUUAAAGGCUGAAUAUCGGGAAUUUGUAAACCCCUCCAAGUGUGUAACGUUAAAUGAACUAAUUGAAUGGGCAAGAGACAGGGAAAUUGAGAUAAAAAGGCAGGUUGAACGGGGAGAGAAAAGGGUAGCGGAGAAGCCUACCAAUGCAAGUCCAUCGAAAAAGACAAGAUAUCAAGACCAAAGCAAGAAAGGGAAAGCAAGUAGUGAGAUCCCGACUUGCAAGACGUGUGGGAAGCAUCAUUCGGGUGAAUGUUUGUCGGGAAAGAAGGGAUGCUACAAAUGUGGACGAGAAGGACAUCCGUUUUAUAGGUGCCCCGAAAACUCAAAGGCGUGUUACAAUUGUAAUGAAACGGGGCACAUUAAAGCGGAAUGUCCGAAACUUCAACAAGGGGCAAAGAAAGAUGGAAAGAAGGAUGAGCCCCCCAAGGCUCGCGGAAGGAUGUUUCAGUUAACCUCGGAUGAAGCCAAAGCUAGCCCGGACGUGGUUUCAGGUAUAUUUUCGGUGAAUUCUAUGCCUAUGAAUGUUUUAUUUGAUUCCGGGGCUAGUAGGUCGUUCGUUUCUAAUGAAUUGUUAGCUCACCCAUCGUUUAAGCUUGAAAAGAUGAUAGUACCCUUAGAAGUAGAAGUUGCUGAUAGUAAAAGCUAUAUGUUACAUGAUAUUUGUAGAAACUGUAAGAUCUUAAUUGAAGAUGAGGAAUUUAGUAUAGAUCUUGUUCCGAUGUACAUGGGGGAAUUUAAAGUAGUUGUAGGAAUGGAUUAG
Molecule: messenger RNA, 762 nt
Organism: Helianthus annuus (common sunflower)
Lineage: Eukaryota; Viridiplantae; Streptophyta; Magnoliopsida; Asterales; Asteraceae
Exons: 1
Coding region: 1-762 (253 amino acids)
Biological process (GO): proteolysis
Molecular function (GO): aspartic-type endopeptidase activity; nucleic acid binding; zinc ion binding
Source: RefSeq, a predicted model, not a curated record